Molecule: messenger RNA, 327 nt
Organism: Solanum stenotomum
Lineage: Eukaryota; Viridiplantae; Streptophyta; Magnoliopsida; Solanales; Solanaceae
Product: receptor-like protein kinase ANXUR1
Exons: 1
Coding region: 1-327 (108 amino acids)
Biological process (GO): protein autophosphorylation
Cellular component (GO): plasma membrane; plasmodesma
Molecular function (GO): transmembrane receptor protein tyrosine kinase activity
Source: RefSeq, a predicted model, not a curated record
AUGGUAAAGGGAAGUUUUGGAUACUUGGAUCCAGAGUAUUUUAGAAGACAACAACUAACAGAAAAGUCUAAUGUCUACUCUUUUAGGGUUGUACUAUUUGAAGAAAUGUUUGGAAGGUUAGCUCUAAAUGCUAGUCUUCCAAAGAAACAAGUCAGUCUAGUAGAGUACUGCCUUCAGUUGCAAAGUGAUCCUGAUGAACCAAAAAUGGUGGCAGAACAGAAAUCUAAUGAUGCUUAUGCUAUGCAUACAAAAUCAUUAACGGUUGCCGAAAAUGGUAAGGAGUCAGAGGAGCACACAACGUCGAAACUUCUUACGGAAUGGUACUAA